This is a messenger RNA of Mesocestoides corti, 249 nucleotides long. The record is from the annotation of a GenBank genome assembly. NCBI's taxonomy places the organism in Eukaryota, Metazoa, Platyhelminthes, Cestoda, Cyclophyllidea, Mesocestoididae.
AUGAGGUCGCGCAGGUUGCCGAGUGUCCGCUCGGCCAUCGUUGCGGCCACGCGCGCCUUCGGUGCUGCUGCAGGUCGGGCACCGUCUGGUGCACCGCACUUUUCACAGCCCCUUUUUCUCGCAGUGCACGCUAAACUUCGAAGUUCGACAGCAAGUAAACUCACCCGCUUUCAUCCCAUCUCGAAGAAUCGCAUCCUCUCUGAAUACCUCCGCAUUCCUUCGUUUAAUUUAUGGAGAACAGUUAGGUAG